Messenger RNA from Cebus imitator (Panamanian white-faced capuchin), 1996 nucleotides. It is a transcript of the gene DRAM2, whose product is annotated as DNA damage regulated autophagy modulator 2. Lineage: Eukaryota; Metazoa; Chordata; Mammalia; Primates; Cebidae. Bases 354 to 1154 code for a protein of 266 amino acids. Gene Ontology annotation, biological process: photoreceptor cell maintenance; regulation of autophagy. Gene Ontology annotation, cellular component: lysosome. The transcript has 10 exons. The record is from RefSeq and is a predicted model, not a curated record.
GGCGCCAAAGGCGCGCUCCUCCGGGCCAUGAGCGCGCCCCGGGGGCCGACCGGUCUGCUCGGGAGCGCGCCCCACAGCUCCGCCCUGUCUUAUAGCCGGCGGGCUUCGGCGCAGGCUGCCGGCGCAGGUCUGUCUGGUAAGGCAAAGCGGGGAGGAGAUCCUCAAACGGCCUAGUGCUUCGCGCCUCUGGAGAAAAUCAGCGGUCUAAUUAAUUCCUCUGGUUUUGUUGGAGAGGAUUACCAAGAAUCUUCACCCCAGUCCCACAAAAGCUACGGAUUUACAAAAGGUGCAGGUAUGAGCAGAUCUGAAGACUUAACAUUUUGUGAACUUGUAAAACAGAAAACUUGUUUGAAAUGUGGUGGUUUCAGCAAGGCCUCAGUUUCCUUCCUUCAGCCCUUGUAAUUUGGACGUCUGCUGCUUUCAUAUUUUCAUACAUUACUGCAAUAACACUCCACCAUAUAGACCCAGCUUUACCUUAUAUCAGUGACACUGGUACAGUAGCUCCAGAAAAAUGCUUAUUUGGGGCAAUGCUAAAUAUCGCAGCAGUUUUAUGCAUUGCUACCAUUUAUGUUCGUUAUAAGCAAGUUCAUGCUCUGAGUCCUGAAGAGAACCUUAUCAUCAAAUUGAACAAGGCUGGCCUUAUACUUGGAAUACUGAGUUGCUUAGGACUUUCUGUUGUGGCAAACUUCCAGAAAACAGCCCUUUUUGCUGCACAUGUAAGUGGAGCUGUGCUCACCUUUAGUAUGGGCUCAUUGUAUAUGUUUGUUCAGACCAUCCUUUCCUACAAAAUGCAGCCUAAAAUCCAUGGCAAACAAGUCUUCUGGAUCAGACUAUUGUUGGCUAUCUGGUGUGGAGUAAGUGCAUUUAGCAUGCUGAUUUGCUCAUCAGUUUUGCACAGUGGCAAUUUUGGGACUGAUUUAGAACAGAAACUCCAUUGGAACCCUGAGGACAAAGGUUAUGUGCUUCACAUGAUCACUACAGCAGCAGAAUGGUCUAUGUCAUUUUCCUUCUUUGGUUUUUUCCUGACUUAUAUUCGUGAUUUUCAGAAAAUUUCUUUACGGGUGGAAGCCAAUUUACAUGGAUUAACCCUCUAUGACACUGCACCUUGCCCUAUUAACAAUGAGCGAACACGGCUACUUUCCAGAGAUAUUUGAUGAAAAGAUAAAAUAUUUCUGUAAUGAUUAUGAUUCUCAGGGAUUGGGGAAAGGUUCACGGAAGUUGCUUAUUCUGCUCUGAAAUUUUCAACCAGUUAAUCAAGGCUGACAGUAACAUUGAUGAAUACUGAUGAUCAGGAAACACGAAACAAGCCAUUUGAUAGGUUAUUUUAAAGGGUAUCAUCAAGAAGACUAUUAAAAACACUUAUACCUAUACUUUUUUAUCCCAGAAAAUAAAGUCGAAGGACUGUGAUAUCAUAGUUUUUUAUACCUUAUUUAAGAGAAAAAAACAACCUGACAUGCACCAAGCAGUCUGCACAGCCCAGCAUUUCAGGUUUUGUAAAUCAUUGCAGAUCAUGUUUUGUUGGGAGCACUUUUAUAAGAGACAUUUUCCAUGACUAAAUAAUCAGCAUUGGUCAGUAAAUCCUUUAGAAUUGGGUUUUGAAAUGGAAGUUUUAUCAUAUUAAAUCAUUUUGUAUAGUCUUAAAUUUUUUGUUGUUGUUCUGAAAUCUACCUGUAAAGGAAAGUAUGUCUGGAUUCAUGUGAGCCCUUUCAUGGCCUAAGUUUUGCCCAAGAAAUUUUGUAGGUAAUGAUUUAUUAUUUUUUUUUUUCUGGCCGCAAUGCCAGAUCCUAAGCUAAUUGUUCUAUAAUACACAUGCUUGCAGUAAUUUCAUGAAGUUUAGUCUCUAGUGUGAGACUUUAAUCACCAGGGAAGGAGAGAGGUACCUAUAGGUAAAUUUACUUUAGUCACAUUUUAUAUAAAACAAAGGUGAGUAUUCAUGUAAUAUUGAGAAGUAUGGGAAUAACAGCAGAUAUGAUUAAUAUCAAACAAAAGUCAUAAC